Nicotiana attenuata is the source of this 1465-nucleotide messenger RNA. Its product is annotated as mitochondrial uncoupling protein 5-like. Gene Ontology annotation, biological process: phosphate ion transmembrane transport; oxaloacetate transport; malate transmembrane transport. The record is from RefSeq and is a predicted model, not a curated record. The coding region runs from base 331 to 1299 and encodes 322 amino acids. Gene Ontology annotation, molecular function: antiporter activity; succinate transmembrane transporter activity; sulfate transmembrane transporter activity. NCBI's taxonomy places the organism in Eukaryota, Viridiplantae, Streptophyta, Magnoliopsida, Solanales, Solanaceae. Gene Ontology annotation, cellular component: mitochondrial membrane. The transcript has a single exon.
AUGCUUUCCCCAAAACCCUAUUUCCACUUCAUUUCCUUUCUUUUCCCCUUCCCCUAUAAAUUCGUUUCUUCUACCUCGUUCUCAACUCACCAAUUCAUUCUUUACUGCUUAUGUCUCAGAGACCCAACGUUCCACACUUCGCAUCUUUAGCUUUUGGUCUUCAUUCCCAUCUCCUGGUUUCCAGUGAGAUGAGCUCUAAUUCCAACUGGUCUUAAAUUAAUCCAUUUUAGUAUCAAUUUUAUUUUCUAGCGUUCAAUUUCUUAAUUCUUUUUUAGCUCUCUUAUUUCAUUCAAUUGAAAUACCAAAAUUUUCGAUUUCAAUUUGUUAAACAUGGGUGUUAAAGGAUUUGCUGAAGGAGGUAUUGCUUCUAUUAUUGCUGGGUGUAGUACUCACCCACUUGAUUUAAUUAAGGUACGGAUGCAACUUCAGGGUGAAUCCCCUGCUCCGGCGGCGGCGGUUCAGAAUCUCCGGCCUGCACUUGCUUUUCAUAGUGGUACUCAUGCUACGACUCAUAUUCAUGUUCCGGCGCCGCCACCUCCGCCCCGUGUGGGGCCUGUUGCUGUGGGUGUAAAGAUCAUACAGCAAGAAGGCGUUGCUGCUUUGUUCUCCGGCGUGUCGGCGACUGUUCUCCGGCAGACGCUUUAUUCUACGACCCGAAUGGGGUUGUACGAUAUGUUGAAGCAAAAAUGGACCGAUCCGGAUACUAACAACAUGCCUUUAUCGAGGAAGAUCGUCGCCGGGCUUAUCGCCGGAGGUGUUGGAGCCGCCGUCGGAAAUCCGGCCGACGUUGCUAUGGUCCGCAUGCAAGCUGACGGCCGGCUUCCGUUAGCUCAGCGGCGCAACUACAAAAGCGUCGUUGAUGCUAUAACACAAAUGAGCAAGAGCGAAGGGAUUACUAGCCUGUGGCGCGGCUCAUCUCUUACGGUGAACCGCGCUAUGCUCGUUACAGCAUCACAGCUGGCAUCGUACGAUCAGUUUAAAGAGACGAUCUUAGACAAGGGGCUGAUGAAGGACGGGCUUGGGACCCACGUGACUGCGAGCUUCGCCGCCGGGUUCGUGGCGGCAGUGGCGUCGAAUCCGGUGGACGUGAUUAAGACACGUGUCAUGAACAUGAGGGUGGAGCCCGGUAUGGCCCCACCUUAUAGUGGGGCCCUUGAUUGUGCUAUGAAAACUAUCAAAGCUGAGGGACCCAUGGCACUUUACAAGGGUUUCAUCCCUACAAUCUCAAGGCAAGGACCAUUCACUAUUGUGCUCUUUGUCACACUGGAACAGGUCCGGAAAUUACUCAAGGAUUACUGAUGAUGACGAAGAAAAAUAUUAAAAAUGUUGCAUUUAAUUAAUGUUCUAAAUUUAAAAUUUGCUCCUUAAGUUUUGGAGAAGAGUAAUACCAAGUCUAUGGUCAGAUGUUGUGUUCUUACCAUUAUAUUUCUUAUAUAUAAAAAAAUUAUUUUCUCGUUUGGUGGAA